CUUUAGACCAUCUUCGCCCCUCUUCUGCGUCGCCCUUCAUCGAGUUCUAGAGAGCUCGCGCAUCUCGACCACCGACUGCGACCAGCGGCGGCGAUCUCUUCCACUUAGGUUUCGCGUCGAUCCACCACCCCGAUCUAUGGUAGAUCGAUCGGCUCCUUCUCCGCCACGCAAUCUCCGGCCCGAAUUAUCCAUAGAGGCAUCUCCCACGGCUUUGUGCUUCCUCGUUUGUUGGAUUGGUCAGGAAUCUGCUCCCAUGGUUCUUACUUGAGCGAAUUUUGUAUGAUUUCGAGCCUCGGCGUCGGGGUUUUGGUCAAUUGGGAAGGCGGCUGUGGUUUUCUCGGUGUUGAUUGACGUGCACGUGGAAGGUCUUGGAUCGAUGGAUUUGGUCGCGAGCUGUCGGGAUAAGUUGGCAUACUUUAGAAUAAAAGAGCUUAAAGAUGUCUUAACUCAACUUGGUCUGGCAAAGCAAGGGAAGAAGCAGGAUCUUGUGGACAGAAUUUUAGCGUUGCUUUUAGAUGAACAAGUUCACAAGCCACAGGUUUGGGGAAGGAGAAACUUUAUAGGGAAAGAAGCAGUAGCAAAAAUAAUUGAUGAUACUUAUAGAAAAAUGCAAAAUCCUGGUGCUACAGACUUAGCAUCUAAAAGCCACAGUGGUUCAGAAUUCCCUCAUGUGAAACCCAAAGAAGAAGUUGAUUCAUAUAAGCCAGACAUGAAGGUUCACUGCCUCUGUGGGAAAUCAUCAGAUUCUGAAUCAAUGGUUCAGUGUGAAGAUCCUCAGUGUCGAGUUUGGCAACAUAUUUCUUGUGUAAUUAUACCUGAGAAACCUUUGGAGGGUGUUUCUGUUGAAGUUCCAUCUCACUUCUAUUGUGAAAUGUGCAGAAUCAAUAGAGCAGAUCCAUUCUGGGUGACAAUGGGGCAUCUAUUGCAUCCUGUAAAGUUUAUGUAUUCUGGCAUAGCUGAUGGCACAAUUACAGUGCAGAAUGUGGAGAGGACAUUUCAGUUGUCAAGAUCAGAUAAAGAACUGCUACAGAGACCUGAAUAUGAUCUUCAGGUUUGGUGUCUACUACUCAAUGAUAAGGUCCCAUUUAGAAUGCAAUGGCCCCAGCAGGCAGAAUUGCAAGUCAAUGGUGAUUCAGUCAGAGUGGUUACUAGACCAGGCUCACAGUUGUUGGGAAUCAAUGGUCGGGAUGAUGGUCCAGUGAUCACCACAUUUAGCAAGGAAGGAAUUAACAAAAUUGUUUUAUCAAGGUGUGAUGCUCGUAUAUUCUGUUUUGGGAUCAGACUUGCAAAGAGACGCACGGUUCCACAGGUUCUUAGUCUGGUGCCGAAGGAAGCAGAAGGUGAGACUUUUCAGGAUGCUCUUGCCCGUGUUUGUCGUUGCAUUGGUGGUGGAGCUGCUACUGAGAAUGCAGAUAGUGAUAGUGAUAUAGAAGUGGUAGCUGAAUCUGUUGCAGUGAAUCUUCGUUGCCCGAUGAGUGGAUCUCGGAUAAGAAUAGCAGGCAGGUUCAAGCCUUGUGUUCACAUGGGCUGUUUCGAUCUGGGAACUUUUGUUGAACUUAACCGUCGGUCUCGGAAGUGGCAAUGUCCAAUAUGCCUUAAGAACUAUUCCCUUGAGAACAUCAUUAUUGAUCCAUACUUCAAUCGUAUUUCUUCUAUGUUGCAAAGUUGUGGAGAAGAUGUAACUGAGAUCGAUGUGAAGCCUGAUGGCACUUGGCGUGUAAAGAAUGAACUUGAAUCUGCAGAUCUUUCUAAAUGGCAUUUGCCUGAUGGUACUCUAUGUGCUAUUACAGAUGCAGACGUAAAACCUCACUUGGAUAAUCUAAGAUAUAUGAAUGAGAAAAGUCCUUCAGAUAGGCGCUUACGUCUGGAUUUAGGAAUGAAGCCAACUCUAAAUGGAAGACUUGAAGACAGUAGGCUUCUGUCCUCUGAGAGUCCUAUUCUUGGAAGGCUUGACAAUCAUCAUCAGAACUUAAUAAAUAUGAGCAGUAGCGCGACUGGAAGUUACAAAGAUGGGGAAGAUCCAAGUGUAAAUCAAGAUGUUGGGGGGACUUUGGGUUUGUCAUUGAACAAUGGCCACGAAUUUGAUUCUUUCUCUCUCAAUCUUGAUCCAACAUAUGGGGUUCAAGAAAGAAGUCCUGCACCCGUAAAAGAUACAGAUGUGAUUUUCUUGAGUGACUCUGAUGAAGAUAAUCUUACUCUAAUUUCUCCUGAACCUGCAUAUGACAGUCAUCCAGUUGGUAAUGAUACAAUCCCUUUUCCCAACCAUCCUGGGGUUUCAGAAAGAUACUCUGAAAAUACCGGUCCAGAGACAAGUGGAACUUCAUUCCUUGAAUUAUUUAACAAUACUGAUGAAUUUGGGAUCCCAAUCUGGCCAAUGCAAACAUGCCCUCAGUCAGGUCCUGGCUUUCAACUGUUUGGAACAGAGGUCGCAGAUGUUUUAGCCGAUACACAUAGUUCCCUUGGCUGUGCACCGGUCAAUGACUAUGGUUUGACACCAACUAAUGACAUAGAAGAUACUUGUCGAGUGCCAGAUCUUUCUAACUGUCAUACUGGUACUGGAAUGCAGGGAAGCUUGGUUGAUAAUCCCCUCGCUUUUGCAAAUGAUGAUCCCUCUCUGCAAAUUUUUCUUCCUAAUCAGCCAGUUGGAGUUACCCUUCAGGAUGACUUGAUUGACGGCACUGAUCUACCGAAUGGGAUCAAUUCUGAUGAUUGGAUAUCUCUUAGACUAGCUGCUGGCGGAGGUCAUGGCGACUCUGUGCCAUCAAAUGGAUUGACUUCAAGACAACAGGUCACAUCAAAGGAGACUCGAAUGGACUUAUUAGAUGAUGCUGCUUCUUUGCUGUUGAGCAUGAAUAAUAAUGAAGGCAAGAAAGCAAAUUCAAAAAAUCAAAGGUCUGUUUCUCCUGGCCAGCCACGGUCUGUCAGGCCUCGGUUGUAUCUGUCAAUAGAUACUGAUUCUGAUUAGUGGUUAAGUGGGAAUUCAGGUUACUAUAAUAUCUAGGAGGCAUUUCCUGCCUGUUGCUGCUUUUGUAUCUGAUGAGCAUGUUGGGUAAAAAUAAGGCCAGACAAUCUUUGUCUUGAUAUGAAAAAGAAAUCACAUCACCUGAGCACAGCAUCAGCAGCAGCAGCAAGUGGCUUAGCUAAGACUGCUGGAAUUGCCAACUGCAGUAUGAAUCCACGGAUUGGCCUCCAUCUGCACCAGGCUCACACGAAACUUUUAAUCUGAAUUGCAAGCCCAAUGUGUGGCUGCAGCAAGUUGUGCUAUUAGAUUCUAUAGGAGAGAGGGAUGCCUUCCCUUGGUGUAAGCCAUAUUGUUGGGUCGGCUCAUGUACUGUAAUUGUAUGAUUUAGUUGGUCCAAAUUCAAGUGCCCAUCUGAUUUUGGUGGCAGUUGAAGAGAAAGUUGCUCAUGUAACUGACAUACCACGAAUCCUUAGAAAUUAUAGAACGUCAUAAUUUCACGA
Molecule: messenger RNA, 3462 nt
Organism: Musa acuminata AAA Group (dessert banana)
Lineage: Eukaryota; Viridiplantae; Streptophyta; Magnoliopsida; Zingiberales; Musaceae
Product: E3 SUMO-protein ligase SIZ1
Exons: 16
Coding region: 377-2965 (862 amino acids)
Molecular function (GO): zinc ion binding
Source: RefSeq, a predicted model, not a curated record